UCAAAAACAAAAAUGAAGUGAAAAAUUGGGAGGAGGAGGCGCGUGGAAUAAAAACCGAGAAAUCGCGGGGAAAAGAAAGGCGGAGGGAGGAGGCUAUGAGCUGUGGGGGGAUAUGUACAGUGGGACCCACCACCCAUGUGCCCCCCCUCUUCUCUCCACCAGCAUCUGCCUCUCAAUCAUCACCAUUCUCUUCCCCCUCUCUCUCUCUCACAGACACACACCCUCUUUGUUUGUAAAAGAAAUUCUAAUUCCAAUUCCUUUUCUUUCUAGAUUUUUUGUGGGUUGUGUCCAUUAAUCUUCUCCAGCAAUUACCCCAUAACAGCUAGACAAAGCUUUUAUAGUCUUUGAAGCGAAAGCUAAAGCUAAACUACAUAAAGGGUAAGAGUGUGGUAGUCCUGCUCCUGCCCCCACGAUGUCCAAUUCAGAGACUGCUGCUACUAACGGAUCGUUAAUGGACCCACAGAGACAUCAGGCGCCGGCAGCCAAUGGUUCACUUGCCGUUAAAAAGCCUCCCACCAAAGACCGUCACAGCAAAGUUGAUGGUCGUGGGAGAAGGAUCAGGAUGCCCAUCAUUUGCGCCGCUCGUGUUUUCCAGUUGACCCGCGAAUUGGGUCAUAAGUCCGAUGGUCAGACUAUCGAGUGGCUGUUGCGUCAGGCUGAGCCUUCUAUUAUAGCCGCCACUGGUACAGGGACGACUCCUGCUAGUUUUUCCACCGUGUCGGUUUCCCUCCGCGGAGCUAAUUCUACUUCUUUGUCGUCGACCACUUCUUCGUCUUUGGAUCAUAAGCCUCUUUUGGGUCCUACCCCGUUUAUACUGGGGAAACGCGUCCGGUCCGACGACGAUAACGCCGGAAAGGACGAUUCCGGAGGGCUCACUGUUGGACCAGGCGUGGGUUCCAUUGUGGGACCGAACGGGACACAUCCGGGUGGGUUCUGGGCUCUUCCAGCAAGGCCAGACUUUGGUCAAUUGUGGAGCUUCGCGGCCCCGCCUCCACCGGAUAUGGUAGUACAGGCGGCUGCUCAGCAACCCGCUGCUGCUGCUGCGUUGUUCGUUCAACAACAGCAAGCGAUGGGAGAAGCGUCGGCGGCUAGGGUCGGCAAUUAUCUUCCUGGUCACCUAAACUUGUUAGCCUCGUUGUCGGGUGCUCCGGGAGGAUCGGGUCGAAGAGACGAGGAUCCGCAUUAAAAUUUGGUGGACCAUUUUACCGUUCCUGUUGUUGGGAGUAUAUAUAGAUUCUAUAAAUAUUUGUGUAUGGUUGUUGCUUUUUUGUGUGUGCGAGGAUGUGGAAGAUGAUUGCUAGUUGGAAUUCUUAGGGUUAGGGAAUUAGGGUUUUGAGGCAGAUAAUUUGGAGUAUGGAUGAUGAAUGGAUUCAGAUUAGGGUUUUUCCGUAGCACUUCUAUUUGAUGAUUAGUUAGGGUUUUGGAGCAAUUGUUUAGGGUUUUGAGAAUGGAGAGGGGAGCCGAGUGCUGAAUUUGGGGAUUGGUUGUGUUGUUUGUCCCCAUUGUGGAGCUUAUGAUGGCACCCAAAUAGGGUUGGAUCGAUUGUGCUUCCGGGCAUUAACCCUUAUUGCCAUUGGUGUCUAAGAAUGACUAGUUUCUUUGCUGCUAUGCGGCAUAGCUUAGCAUCAAACACUGCAUUAUGCUGGUUCUUAAGGGCGUGGGUUGAUCUGGCUCUCUUUUUAGCUGCUUUCGUUGUCGAUCGGGAUUACUGCUGUGUGAAAGAUAACCGGCUCCGGCUCCUCUCUACAGGUCCUUCAAAAUAACUGGAUGGUUACUGAAACAUUAACUGAUGGAGGGUGAGAAACACAUGCAGCAGCAGUGAUGUUGUCGACCUAAAUCUGGAAAGAUAAAUGAAGUUAAUACAAAGUGGUGAAAGAGAUUUUCGUAAUGAGUAAAUCUGUAAUGCAUUUUUCAUUCAUGGAGGCCAUCCCUAAAGCUUACCCAUCUUUUUAUGACCUAAAGGAGAUGCUGACUGCAUUGCAGUUUCUGGGAAAGAGAAUCAAACUCAACUUCGUAAUUAAGCUGAAGCUUCAUAGCUUCGUAUAAUUUCUUAAAUUGUAAUAAUAGAUUAAUUUGGUUGCAACAGAAAAAUAGGCCCACCAUUUGCCUAUCAUUAAAGGGCAUGCCCCAUUAUAGUUGGAACAGCUUUUACAGUGUGGUGGGCUAAUUUGGAAGUAAAACACAUCCAAAUGAUGGGGAGCCUCAUAUUUCAGAUUUGGGUGGUUAAUACCAAAUUUCUAGGUUUUUUGUGUUGCAUUUAAGGGUACAUGUUACAUGUUUAUGCUCUUUAAUUGGAGGUGCUGCUUGUUCUUUACUUUUCUCUGCUUUUAUAACAUUACUCCAAUUCUUAUCUAAUUGUUUUAAAUUUGAGUAAUUUGAAUUGUCGAGAUACCGAUUCAAGUUUUAUUUUAUUAUUUUUGAAAAUAAAUUGAACACAAUUAAUCAGAUUUGAAAUAUGAAAAUUUGACAAGAUCAAACGGUUGGAAACAGUACUUAACUCCGUUGUGUACUCCUCUUUCUUCUGAUUGAAGUCUAUGGAGAUUCCAUUGGAGGAGGGGGAUGAACAUAACUUUGUUUAUGACAAGGUUUGCGGUGAUUGGAAGAAUUUUUGCCAGGAAAGUUCUAAAUCGCAAGGGGGAUUUGGUCCAAGGAUGAGAUUCUCUGCAUAAGAGAGGUUGGGGAUAAUGUGGUGGCGAUCUCUUUCAAUUCGCGACGAGCUAUUGAGGAGAGCCCUUGGUCCAUUAUGGUAAUCCGCUACAGUUACAGAGGUGGGAAGGGGAUCUUGUGAUUUCUGAAAUUGACUUCUCUUGGAUUCAGUUCUGGAUUUAAAUUCAUAAUAUCCCAUUGGAGAGCAAUUAGGGAAAGUUUUAAAGGUGGAUGAUCCACAAGGUUGUGAUGGAAUUGGGAAGAGCUUCCUUCAUGUGCGAGUGGAGAUGGAAGUAAACAAACCUUUGGUGGAUGGCUUCUGGGUACCUCGGCAGAACAGGAAUCGUGUACGGGCAUCUAUUAAGUACGAAAAACUGUCUGACUUUUGUUAUUUCUCUGGAAUGCUUGGACCUACUGCGAAAUCCUGUAAGGAGGCACCAUUGGACUUGGAUGAAAACAGUUUUUCUUUUCGAUUUUGUCCUGCUUUGAGGGCUAGUUUUGUCCGAUCUGAAAUUAAAUGGGAAGGGGAAGGGGAAGGGGUGUCGAUUUAGGUGAUAAAAGGGAAGGGAAUCAAAGAAGAGACAAUCAUUUAUGGGAAAAUAGUGGUAGAUUAGUAGACGGGGCAGUGAGUGCUGGACAUUUAUUUGCGGGCAUGGGUAGUGGGUCAUGGGUUAGAGGGCAAAGAAGAGGUGUUUAAGCAGCUUGGGAAGGAGAAUUCUAUGGGUUUGGGGUGUCACACUUAAGGUUAAGGUGGGAUUGGAUGGGUAGUGUAUUUAUUUGCGGUUAGUGUAAAAAUAAUGAUGACGGUGAGAUUAGAUAUUGUAGCAUAAGAUAAAAAGUAAAUUAAACGCAUCGCAUCCUACCGCCCAUCCAAAUCCACCUUUAAUUCGGUUGUCGGAUACGAAUGUGUGACAUCACUUUACGUUUUCUGAGCUACUUAGAUUGUUUCAAUCCAUUAUAUCAAAUAAUUUGAUAAUCAGUUUCAAGAA
This is a messenger RNA of Gossypium raimondii (Peruvian cotton), 3635 nucleotides long. RefSeq names its product transcription factor TCP21. Gene Ontology annotation, molecular function: sequence-specific DNA binding; DNA-binding transcription factor activity. Lineage: Eukaryota; Viridiplantae; Streptophyta; Magnoliopsida; Malvales; Malvaceae. The record is from RefSeq and is a predicted model, not a curated record. Gene Ontology annotation, biological process: regulation of circadian rhythm. Gene Ontology annotation, cellular component: nucleus. The transcript is spliced from 3 exons. Bases 413 to 1186 code for a protein of 257 amino acids.